This is a messenger RNA of Dipodomys spectabilis (banner-tailed kangaroo rat), 2538 nucleotides long. RefSeq names its product basic proline-rich protein-like. The coding region runs from base 1 to 2538 and encodes 845 amino acids. The transcript has 2 exons. The record is from RefSeq and is a predicted model, not a curated record. NCBI's taxonomy places the organism in Eukaryota, Metazoa, Chordata, Mammalia, Rodentia, Heteromyidae.
AUGUUUAGCAAUGUUUGGCACACAUUCUCCACACGCUUCUACCAGUUCACAGAAAGAAACUCCUUUUCCUUGGGAAGGUCACAGGAUGCUGAUGAUGAAUGUACCACGUGGCCUCCUAGAUGGCCAGAGCCGAGUCAGGGAAAGCCUGGCCUUCUGCUCAUCACAUAUGGCCACCUACCUGCCCCAGAGAACCCGCGGAGAGGCUACGCUCUGUCCCCUGCGCUGUCCCCCUGCGCUCCGCCCUUCUGCGCUCCGCCCCCUGCGCUCCGCCCCCUGCGCUCCGCCCCCUGCGCUGUCCCCCUGCGCCCGCCCCCUGCGCUCCGCCCCCUGCGCUCCGCCCCCUGCGCUGUACCCCUGCGCUCCGCCCCCUGCGCUCCGCCCCCUGCGCUGUCCCCCUGCGCUCCGCCCCCCGCGCUGCCCCCCUGCGCUCCGCCCCCUGCGCUGCCCCCCUGCGCUCCGCCCCCUGCGCUGUCCCCCUGCGCUCCGCCCCCUGCGCUCCGCCCCCUGCGCUCCGCCCCCCUGCGCUCCGCCCCCUGCGCUCCGCCCCCUGCGCUGUCCCCCUGCGCUCCGCCCCCUGCGCUCCGCCCCCUGCGCUCCGCCCCCUGCGCUCCGCCCCCCUGCGCUCCGCCCCCUGCGCUCCGCCCCCUGCGCUGUCCCCCUGCGCUCCGCCCCCUGCGCUCCGCCCCCUGCGCUCCGCCCCCUGCGCUCCACCCCCCGCGCUCCGCCCCCUGCGCUCCGCCCCCUGCGCUGUCCCCCUGCGCUCCGCCCCCUGCGCUCCGCCCCCUGCGCUCCACCCCCCUGCGCUGCCCCCCAGCGCUCCGCCCCCUGCGCUCCACCCCCCUGCGCUCCGCCCCCUGCGCUCCGCACCCUGCGCUGUCCCCCUGCGCUCCGCCCCCUGCGCUCCGCCCCCUGCGCUGUCCCCCUGCAGCCCGCCCCCUGCGCUCCGCCCCCUGCGCUCCGCCCCCCUGCGCUCCGCCCCCUGCGCUCCGCCCCCCGCGCUGCCCCCCUGCACUCCGCCCCCCGCGCUGCCCCCCUGCACUCCGCCCUCUGCGCUGCCCCCCUGCGCUCCACCGCUCUGCGCUCCGCCACCCUGCGCUCCACCCUCCCUGCGCUCCGCCCCCUGCGCUCCGCCCCCUGCGCUCCGCCCCCCUGCGCUCCGCCUCCUGCGCUCUGCCCCCUGCGCUCCACCCCCUGCGCUCCGCCCCCCUGCGCUCCGCCCCCUGCGCUCCGCCCCCUGCGCUCCGCCCCCCCUGCGCUGCCCCCCUGCGCUCCGCCCCCCUGCGCUCCGCCCCCUGCGCUCCGCCCCCCCUGCGCUGCCCCCCUGCGCUCCGCCCCCCCUGCGCUGCCCCCCUGCGCUCCGCCCCCCCUGCGCUCCGCCCCCUGCGCUCCGCCCCCCCUGCGCUGCCCCCCUGCGCUCCGCCCCCUGCGCUCCGCCCCCUGCGCUCCGCCCCCCUGCGCUCCGCCCCCUGCGCUCCGCCCCCCCUGCGCUGCCCCCCUGCGCUCCGCCCCCUGCGCUCCGCCCCCUGCGCUCUGCCCCCCUGCGCUCCGCCUCCUGCGCUCCUCCCCCUGCGCUCCCCCCCCUGCGCUCCGCCCCCCUGCGUUCCACCCCCCUGCGCUCCGCCCCCUGCGCUCCGCCCCCCUGCGCUCCGCCCCCCCUGCGCUCCGCCGCUCUGCGCUCCGCCCCCCUGCGCUCCGCCCCCCGCGCUCCGCCCCCCUGCGCUCCGCCCCCUGCGCUCCGCCCCCCUGCGCUCCGCCCCCUGCGCUCCGCCCCCUGCGCUCCGCCGCUCUGCGCUCCGCCCCCCUGCGCUCCGCCUCCUGCGCUCCGCCCCCUGCGCUCCCCCCCCUGCGCUCCGCCCCCCUGCGUUCCACCCCCCUGCGCUCCGCCCCCUGCGCUCCGCCCCCCUGCGCUCCGCCCCCCCUGCGCUCCGCCCCCUGCGCUCCGCCCCCCUGCGCUCCGCCCCCCCUGCGCUCCGCCGCUCUGCGCUCCGCCCCCCUGCGCUCCGCCCCCCGCGCUCCGCCCCCCUGCGCUCCGCCCCCUGCGCUCCGCCCCCCGCGCUGCCCCCCUGCACUCCCCCCCUGCGCUCCGCCCCCCUGCGUUCCACCCCCCUGCGCUCCCGCCCCCUGCGCUCCGCCCCCCUGCGCUCCGCCCCCCCUGCGCUCCGCCGCUCUGCGCUCCGCCCCCCUGCGCUCCGCCCCCUGCGCUCCGCCCCCCUGCGCUCCGCCCCCCGCGCUCCGCCCCCCGCGCUCCGCCCCCCCCUGCGCUCCGCCCCCCUGCGCUCCCUGUCGAAACUACAGGAAUCCCAGUCAUGGAUGCCAUCCAAGUCUGUGAUACCCUUGGACAAGCCCUACACCGACUUCCUGGCCAGCCAGCUCCCCUGUUCCUCAACACCAAUCUCCUUCCUGGGCACGAUAAUUGAAUUUGACAUUUUGAAAUUGGCUUUGGAAACACCUGAUUACUCGGUGCUCACAGUUACGCUGGGACCAGGUGUACUGAUCCGAGUCUUAAAGGUUCUCAUGUGUGGAGGCUUGCCGCGCUGA